AUGCCUUUGAAGUUAACUUUUUUGAAGGUCUCACAACAUCAGCAAAUGCGACCGUACAUGUCUCCGCAGGGUGCGAUGGUCACACCCACACAUCAGACAGUGUACACGACAGGCACUGCAGCACAGCCUCACACUCCGCAAACACCUCAGCCGCCGUAUACUCCUAACGGGUCACGAUUUCCCCAGCCAACACCCUCUCCACACUACACACCCGACAUGCGAUCGCCACCGCUGAUGUCGCCCACACAAGCACCAAUACUUCCACAAGCCGGCAUGCCGCGUCCGAUGAGCAACGGAGAAAUGGUUACACAACCUAUGCGAAUGGUGCCGACUCCUCAACAACCUGUGAUCCCCAGUCAGUUCUUCACCUACGAGCCGAACGUGUUAAUGAGUGUGCAUCCGGAAAUCUGCUUGGCUGGUUGCGUUCUGCAUAUGUUUGACAUGGACAGGAUGUUUACGGACAAGCUUGAUUUGCCAAAUACAGUUCUAGCGAUCAGAAUGCAUGGCGGAGACAUAGAAUUUGGAGUGAAAGCUUAUGCUGAAAGAGCUGGAGCGAUAACUCAUGUCAUCGUGGAGUCAAUUCGAACACAGCAUGCUCAUCUGGCGUUAAAAGAUCGCAAGCGACUAGUUACGAUGCAGUGGUUGGUUGAUGUGUUGAUGAAAAAACAAAUGGAUGUCCCGUGGAGGCACGCUCAUUUGCCGUCUGUUUUCAUCGAUGGAUGCCGUCCAUUGCUGGGGAAGUUGGUCUCAUUCUCUGGUUUUGAUGAGGGUGAAAGAGCAGCAAUGAAAUUCAUGGUGGAAACAAUGGGAGCUAAAUUCACGCCAUACCUGAGCCGUCACAACAGUCUCCUCAUUGCUAACGCUCCUGGAGUAGAAAAAGUUGAAAAAGCUCGAGAAUGGGAAAUUCCUGUUGUUAACUACCAAUGGCUCGCGGAUAAUUAUGCUGGACAACGAGUGGAAGUUGAUAAUCAACGAUAUCAGUUGGGCCAACCGUGUGAGGGAGUAUCACCAGGUCCAUACGCCCUCGAAAUGAUUAACGAUCAGUUUAAACAAUUACUUCUUGCGUGGAAGAUGCCGAUUAUUGUUUCACCCGAGCAGUGGCGUCGUUCAUUUGACACGAAACAAACAGUCGAGAACGACGAAGGGGUGUUUCCGAACAAAAAAUUGCGAUCUCAGUCGGCUCCUCCGAGCGAAGCAGAGAUUGCAGCCAAAGUUGAGGAACGCAAAAAAUCCGGCGGCACCCAUCCUGAAUACGUGGUCGCGUUCUCUGGCAUAGAUGAGGAGAACAAACAUGUGCUGACCCAAAAACUUCGAUUUCUCGGCGGCCGUGCUUGCGAAGAGAUCGCAGAAUGCACACAUCUUGUCACAACAAAUGGACGCCGCACAGAAAAGCUCCUGGAAGCGAUUUGUCUCGGAAGAAAUAUCGUGAAUCCGUACUGGAUAGUGCAUGGAUACGAGUGUCGGCAGUGGAUGGACACCCUUGACUAUUUCUUGCACGACGAAGAUCAGGAGCGACACCUCGGAUACAACUGCAAGCGCAGCGUGGUUCGAGCGAGACAUAGGAAACUGUUUGAGGACGUCCAAUUCUACAUCACUCCUUCGGUGGAACCGAGCCGGACAAUGCUGACGAGGUUGAUCCGACUUGCUGGCGGCACCGUUCACGAGGAUCGGCCUGCACCUGCCGAUAUAGCUCGAUGUAUUGAAACUGAUGCUCCCUACAUCGUGAUAAGCUGUGAAUGCGAUCUACGGAUGGUGCAGUACUUGCUCGAGUGCAAUUUCCCUGUGUACAACACUGAUUUCGUGCUAAUCGCUCUUCUGAGGCAAGAAUUGGAACCGCAUCCACUGUAUCGAGUAAACACUGCAUCCUUAACGCGACCUUCUGCACCCCAACCGCCACCUGGCCAUCAACAGUUCCGACCGAUGCCUCCUCGAUCAGUAGUCGAACAGCAACCACAGCCACACAGAGUCAAAGCUUAA
Messenger RNA from Necator americanus (New World hookworm), 1977 nucleotides. RefSeq lists its product as uncharacterized. The record is from RefSeq and is a predicted model, not a curated record. Lineage: Eukaryota; Metazoa; Nematoda; Chromadorea; Rhabditida; Ancylostomatidae. The coding region runs from base 1 to 1977 and encodes 658 amino acids. The transcript is spliced from 17 exons.